UUCUUAACCAAAUUGAAAGGCAAUUUCGGGUCCGGCGGUACAAUACAUACUCUGACUCGUACCGUUGGUGUGAAGACUGUCCUGCAGGCUUACCUCUCAACACCCUUCUCACUCGAAGCCUUUGUUACUCCACUACUCCGCCGGGUGCCUAUUGCUCGAUCGCCGGCGACAGGAUGAGCUCAAGAAAAGGCAUUGUGUAUCCUUCAAAUGGUGGUACUUCUGAUCCAUCAUUCAAGGGGAAAAGCACAUCAGAUGUCUCUAACCCUGGUAUUGAUCAAUUAUCACAUGGUGUCUCAGAUAUGAAUGUGAAUUCUGCACAAGAUGAUGGAUGGGAAGUAUAUGGAAAGAAGUCCAGAAAUAGGACAGGUAGCAACUCUUCAAAACAAUGGGGUCCUCAGCAUUCCAGCUCUAAGGCAUGGGGUCAUUCUGAUACUGUGCAGAGACUAGGAAUGCGAAAUCAUGGUGGAUUGGGGAGGGGAUCUGGUCAGACCUGGCCCACACUAUCUUCUGAUUCUAGAAAACAUGCUGGCAGAGGGUAUACUAAACCCCCAUCAUCUGAUCGAAGCCUUGACCCUGACUAUGCAGCUGCACCUCCAGUAAUUCCCCCUCCUCUAAAGAAUGGAUGGGGAUGGUCUACCAGGGUCUCUUCAACUCAGUCGUCAGGAGAUAGCAUUGGCCAUAGCCAAAAUGCCCAGAGAGUUCACCCUGCUGAUGAUGCUUCUAAGGGUGAUGAUGUUGACGAGGAGUCAGACGUUGAUGACACUGAUGAUGAGCUUAUGAAUGAUGAUUUUGAUUCAGAUGAAAGCCAGAAAAGCCAUGAGACGCGGAAGAAGAACAGAUGGUUUAAGGAACUUUUUCAGUGUCUAGAUGGUUUGACAGUUGAGCAGAUAAAUGAGCCUGAAAGACAGUGGCAUUGCCCAGCAUGCAAAGGAGGUCCGGGAGCAAUUGAUUGGUACCGGGGCUUGCAGCCCCUUAUCGCACAUGCAAGGACUAAAAGAUCGAAAAGGGUGAAGCUCCACAGAGAGCUUGCUGAACUUUUAGAUGAGGAACUUCGAAGGAGGGGAACGUCAGCAGUGCCUGCUGGUGAAAUAUUUGGCAAAUGGAAAGGUCUGGAAAAAAGAGCUGAUAAAGAAAUAGUGUGGCCACCUAUGGUUGUAAUUAUGAAUACCAAGCAUGAGAAAGAUGAAAAUGACAAAUGGAUUGGGAUGGGAAAUCAAGAGCUUCUCGACUAUUUUAAUGCAUAUUCUGCAGUCAAGGCCCGACAUUCAUAUGGACCACAGGGGCACCGAGGCAUGAGUGUCUUGAUAUUUGAGGCUUCCGCAGUGGGAUAUGCAGAGGCUGAACGUCUGAGCAAGCACUUUGAAGACACUUGUAGAGAUAGGCUUGCUUGGGAAAGAAAUAGGGUGCUAUUCUACCCAGGAGGAAAGCGCCAACUCUAUGGAUACAUGGCAGAGAAACAAGAUAUGGACAACUUUAACCAGCAUUCUCAAGGUAAAUCAAAACUGAAGUAUGAGAUGCGGUCAUAUCAAGAAAUGGUUGUGAACCAAAUGAAGCAGAUGAGCGAGGAUAAUCAACAGCUCAUAUGGUUCAAGAACAAAGUUGCAGAAGAACAGACGAGCAAGAAAGCUCUUGAAGAGUCUUAUGGAAUUGUGACUGAGAAGCUGCGGAAAACUAUGGAAGAGAACCGGAUAGUGAAGCUCAGGACCAAAAAACAUCAUGAACAAAACAAAGAAGAGAUGGAUUACCAAGAAGAGUUUUUCAGAGACCGGAUCCAACAGUUGUAUGAUGCCAGAAAUGCGAAGGAGGAGAAGUUCGAGAAAGUCCAGCAGUAUGAACGUGAAAAAGUAACAAUUCAGUCCGAGGUAAAUGUGUCUUCAGCGGAGGAGCGUCUACGCAGGGCGGAAGAGGCAGCCAGAUUCAUUCAGUUGCAGGACAAAGAAAUGGAGGAAUUUGUUAAUAAGAGGGACAAGCUUAUGAAGGCACAUGAAGACCGGAUGUUGGAUCUGAAGCGCAGGCACUGGGAUGAAAAGAUGGCUCUUGAAAAGGAAUUUGACGAGGAGUUCAACAAGCUUAUGGAAGAAUACACUCCUGGUGGAUCAAAGCAAGAUUACAACAAAAACUAGGAACUGACGGAACUUUAGUAACAUGAGACAGUAACGAAUUUCAUCUUUAGCCUUUCAUGUGCAUUUAGAAUAUAAUAUAGAAUGUCGAACAUUCUGAGCAUGGGAACUUUAUGAUUUCAACUGAAGAAUUUUUGCUACUGCUACAAUCAGAUGUUGGCUCUUGCCACCACUAUUUAUUUUGGACUUGUAUGUUUGAAUGCUGCUUUAUGCUCGACCGAUGGUAUGUUAUAGGAUAAGCCUGUAAUGUGUGGGGUCAUACCAACCAAAUAAUUAUUAUUGGGAUUGUCUGCAGAA
This is a messenger RNA of Sesamum indicum (sesame), 2417 nucleotides long. RefSeq names its product XS domain-containing protein / XS zinc finger domain-containing protein-like protein (gene SGS3). The record is from RefSeq and is a predicted model, not a curated record. Gene Ontology annotation, biological process: regulatory ncRNA-mediated gene silencing; defense response to virus. Lineage: Eukaryota; Viridiplantae; Streptophyta; Magnoliopsida; Lamiales; Pedaliaceae.